Aspergillus puulaauensis is the source of this 300-nucleotide messenger RNA. RefSeq lists its product as uncharacterized. The transcript has a single exon. Bases 1 to 300 code for a protein of 99 amino acids. The record is from RefSeq and is a predicted model, not a curated record. Lineage: Eukaryota; Fungi; Ascomycota; Eurotiomycetes; Eurotiales; Aspergillaceae.
AUGAAUUCGCGGUGGCAAUUCCGAGCCUUUGAGGUCACUUGUUUCGCAAGAGGCUCUGUUCGGCACGAAGAUCAGAGCGUGCGAGAGAAAAAAGAAACCAUAGGGCGUGGAACAGAUGCGAUUCGCAAAUCAGAGCCGGUCAAUAUGUCAGGCCUCCAGCGUGGUCGAAGAGAAGUUAAAACCCAGCCAAGGAAGCGACACCCCGACUUCAAUUACGAUCGGUUCCAGGGAGACCUUCUCGGCACGACAACGAGAACUCUAAACUCACUGCUGGGAGAGGGGAGAUUCGCAAUUCAGUAG